AUGACGAAGUGUGAAGCACGGGCGGGACUGGCCUACGAGGACCUGCCGGCGCUAUUCCCAGAGCUCGUAGUACUCCUAGCCCACGUCUACAACCUCGUCGGCCGCACCGACCUAGCCGCCAAGUACGCCGGCACGGCCCUGCGGGUCCUGAACAUUUACGAGAGCCUGGAGCCCGACGAGUAG
Gaeumannomyces tritici R3-111a-1 is the source of this 183-nucleotide messenger RNA. RefSeq lists its product as hypothetical. The coding region runs from base 1 to 183 and encodes 60 amino acids. The transcript is spliced from 2 exons. The record is from RefSeq and is a predicted model, not a curated record. NCBI's taxonomy places the organism in Eukaryota, Fungi, Ascomycota, Sordariomycetes, Magnaporthales, Magnaporthaceae.